GAUUAAGUACCACAACAAGACUAUGUAAGUUUCAAGUUUAUACUUGCCAAUAACUGCUGAAGUUUUACUUAUUAACACCGAAUGAAAUUGUUUUUAGAUACUUCUUGACGCCAUCAGGAUCAUCAGAAAGGUUAUAGAAUUUGCAAAAGGCUUUGUUGACAAAUCAAAAGAAUUGAUCGACUUUGCUGAAAAGGCUUCGAACAAAAUAGAAGAAGUGGCAGCUUCGGGAAAAGCAGCUUUGGAAGCCAUUGCAAAAUACACUAGAGAAAACAUAAUCAACAUACAUCAUAUCUGCUUCAAUACAAGCCUUGAAGAAGCCAAGUCUUCAUGUUUUGGAUUGAAAGUUAAUGUCACUUUAGGUGGCAGUAAAAAUUUCAAUCUUGACACUAAGGCAUGUUUAGAUGUCAGUUUUGUGAAGAAUAUUGGAAAAGCAAUAGCUGAUCAGUUGUUUCCUGGUAUAAAUACAAUUAAAGAAAAGAUAAAACAAGUUCGAGAUUAUAUGAAAGAUCAUCAAGACAAAGAAAAAGAAAUGGGAAAACUGCAAUCUGAGGCAAAAAAAGAAGAAAAUGAAUUAGAAGGGGUUUUAGCUAAAGGUGACUUAAACUCGGAAGAAGAUGAUGGAAAAACGAAAAAGCAAACGUUUCCUACACCAUUUAAUGAAUCGAAUAUCAGACAUCAAAUUUAUGGUGCUUUGCCAGCAGUUACCAUUCGUGAUGACAUCACGUUGGAUGCUAUGGAAACACGAUCUCCAUGGGCAUUUUCUAAACAUGAUUCACCAUUUGCAUCUACUAGAGAAUAUGACGAGAAAGUGAAUCAGGAAAAUGAGGAGAAUUACCAAAAGGAAGACAUACCGACAGGUGAAGAAACUUGUUUCACUAAGAGGGGUUUCACAACUCAUAUUUAAGCCCGGGCUGAGUUUUCACCCGGACUUAACCCAGCCCUGUCUGAGGUUAAUUUCUUGCAUAUGUGUACAACUCAUAGGCAGGUUAAAAUUUCACUUCAGUAUGAAAUUCGAUAAAAUCGUGCAGUAAAUAGAAUUUUUCUUCUGGCCCGGGUUGAAAUGCAGCAAUAUACUGAUGACAAUGAUGCAACGAUAAGUCAAAUUACGCAUAACAGGAGAAAUAAAACUUGUUAAAAGUUUGUGUUGAACACUUUUCGCGAAAAUAAUGCGUAAAGAAUCUAGCCAAGGCACUGUUUCAGCUCAAUGUAGCUUCACUUAGUAAAGCUACGUAGUAGUUGUCCAAGUUGAAUAAUCAAUGCAACAUGGGUCUGGAGAACGAGACUAGUAGCAGUUAAAACUAAGGAAAGUGUAGUUAUCAUUAAAAUAAUUUCUUAAAUUUU
Molecule: messenger RNA, 1341 nt
Organism: Hydractinia symbiolongicarpus
Lineage: Eukaryota; Metazoa; Cnidaria; Hydrozoa; Anthoathecata; Hydractiniidae
Exons: 2
Coding region: 500-904 (134 amino acids)
Source: RefSeq, a predicted model, not a curated record